AUGCCGCGGGGAUACCGCGGUGGAUACGACUACGCAUUCGCGGGGUGGAGGAAGCGAAACCGUGAGGCAUUCGUGGAAGCGUCCUCUGCUGCUAACGCACGUGUUGGUUGGCCAGUCGGGGGUCGCGGUGGCGCGGAUGCCAAAGCUAAAGCCAAAGCCGAGGCGGACGCCGAGUCGGAUGCGGCGAACGCGCGCGUCGCGUUCGCGGCGGAGGCGACACGCGUCGCUCUCGGCGACGUCACGAACGCCGCGAGGCGAGACGAGGCGGCGCCGAAGGCGGCGAGCGGAGUCGGAUUGGAGGCGCCGGUGGAGAACGACGCGCCCAAAGAUACCGCUGGUGGUGUCGCGGCGGAGGCGACACGCGUCGCUCUCGGCGACGUCACGAACGCCGCGAGGCGAGACGAGGCGGCGCCGAAGGCGGCGAGCGGAGUCGGAUUGGAUGCGCCGGUGGAGAACGACGCGCCCAAAGAUACCGCUGGUGGUGUCGCGACGGCGGCGACGCUCGCGUUGAAAUACGUCACACGCGCCGCCGGGGACGGACUCGGAGGAGCACCGGUCGUCACCUUGGAGGUGUUUAAUGCCGAAUUGUGCGCCAAGACCAUGAACAAUGAGACGGUGCGCGGCGUGGAUUUCGAGAGCAUCAUCUCAGACAUUUACUCGCGCGUCUCACCGAGCGCGUGCGCGCCGGACAGGUUCGCGCAUUGGCUCGCGAGUGAAGCGCCAUUGUUCGCGGCGACGGGGCUGCCGAAGGUCGACAUGAUGGAUGAUGAUGAAGCGUGUCGCCAACGUGCAUUUCGACGUACCACCAGUUCAACAAACGCACAGUGGUCCUCCCCGCUCAACGCGGCGGAGUCAAAGUAUGCGUGUCAAAAUCUUAACGCGGUUCGCGUCGCGGCGAUGGCGCUGGACGCGAGCGAAUUCGAGUUGCGUCAGGCUUUGGAAAAGGUCGAGACGGCCGCGGGAUCGAUGGUGCGAUAUCUGAACGUACGCGGGUGCUAUCACUACAGAAUUCGCACCGACGACGGACUCGUGUUCGCGUACGUCGGGGAAAGUGUCGAUGUAGAGCGACGAAUCAACGAGCACUUGACGGCGCUGCUCGGCGACGGGCGCGCGCACGACAUUCAGCGAGGACACGCACUCGUUCGACGAGCCCAAAAGGGCGACGACGACCAUGCUGAUGCUGAUUUUCAAUGCAGUUUGUGGGUCAUUCACGGACAGGAUGAAGCGAGCGCGGUCGAGUUGGCGAAGACGUACGUGAGAACGUGCGCGUCGACGCCGUCGAUUUUGGAAGUCGCGCGCGCGAUUGCGAGCACCGGAUUCUUCGUCGAAGCGGUAUUCACCGCGCACUACGGGACCUUGCACGAGCACACCGCGGACGGCGUCGUCGGAAUGAACUUUUCUCAGCCCGGUGUGUGCCAUAACAGAGGGGUCACCCGCGAGGAUACGUGGAACGAGAUCAGAGAGACAUUCGGAAAGAAGACGCGAUGUACGAAGACUUUGCCGGCAUUCACGUGCGGACGGUGCGACAGAGAUUUUCCGCAAGGAAAGUCGCGAAGUCACUCCCACGGAGACGGCCAUGGACGCGUGUGCGACACUUGCUACAACAACGCUUUGUAUGCAAAGAAGCCGCAGUUUCAGUGCCUUGAGUGCGACAGAGAGAUGCAAGGGAAAAAAAGUUACCGCGGAGACGGCGAUGGACGCGUGUGCGCAAGAUGCUACCAAAUCACUUUACUCGCAAAACAACCACCGUUCACGUGCGCGCUAUGCUCGCAUGCGGUUUCUCGAGGGAAGCGGAGUUACCGCGACAGAGUCAGCGGUGGACGCGUGUGCGACACUUGCAACAAAGCUCGCUACAGGAAAUGCCUCGCGUCCACCCGCGAAAUGUGA
Ostreococcus tauri is the source of this 1887-nucleotide messenger RNA. Its product is annotated as unnamed product. The record is from RefSeq and is a predicted model, not a curated record. The coding region runs from base 1 to 1887 and encodes 628 amino acids. The transcript has a single exon. NCBI's taxonomy places the organism in Eukaryota, Viridiplantae, Chlorophyta, Mamiellophyceae, Mamiellales, Bathycoccaceae.